CUCCAUCGUUGCUUUAAUUAGACACGGAACGCAGGGAAUUUGGAAUCGACAUUGAAGAUAUCAAGGGCCACGAUCUGCACUCGUGCCCUAAAUCUUUCUUGUACUUUUUCCACACAGCCCUCAGUUGCAGCCAACGCCUUGCAACAUCAUCCGAGCUACAUCACCCCUCUCCCAUCAAAUCACAUUUUUAUUCUCAUCCCUCAUUUUUCUCGCAACCAUUAGAGAUCCGAAUAGUUCACGUUGUCGGAAGAGCUACACCUGUAAUCCAGCCUUUUCACAUGGUGGCCAGUAAGGCUUGCCUGCAUCAUGGGGAGAAUUGACAAGGUGCCGGGCCCCAAGCAUGAGCCUACAAAGUCCGUGGCCUUGCGGCGCUUCGCCGAAUCGGCUGCUGAAAUUCCGGUUCCAGAACUUCCAUCACUCCUGUCCCAAUUCCCGCGCAGAUGGCCGUUCCCAAGAGGCGAUCUUUACAACUGGAUCCCCAUCCUGAAUCGGUUUGAUGACAUCCUGGCUCGGCUUAUCAGUAAAUACGACCUUGACCUUGGCCCACAGACGAAGCCUUUUGGUCGGCUGUUCCUGGUUGAUGAGUUGCUUGCUGGUAAUGCAUCGUUAAAAGGAGAAGAAUGUCAAACGAAACUGGAUGCGUUUGGCUUUGGCCGUGAGGGCGACAGAGAGCUGGUGGAGUCGAUAUUAGAUUUUUCCCGGCUCCUUCUGGAGAAAUGCGGAAAUCGAAGCUUGUUUAAUAGUAGUGAGCGGUUGAACGCCUUGCUCAAUACAUCUUCGCUUUCUUUGCUUCAGUGUACUCUGCGCCUUGGCGUAUGCCUUGCUCAACGGUACUACUCCAGGCAUCGAGCGACAAAUAGUUCGCAUUUCCAUCAGUCGCUCUUAGCAACACAUUACAAUAUCGAACUUGAACGCGUCCAGAAGCUUGCAGCGCCGUUUCCUCGUCCACCGUUAUUGGCGAAGCCUAACGAUGCCCACGUCACCGGGAAGGGAAAAGAGAAAGCAAAACCUCUUUCGACGUCCCCUGGUAAUUGCAAUGCGAAUAAUCUGAUCAGUUUAACCAGCACAGAUACAACCAAGAAAGUUGAAACUGAUAUUCUCCUUGACAAUGGGGCUGGCACAAAUGAUUGGGAAGACUGGGGCAACGUUCGCGUGUCAUAUUACCCUCGAGAUGUGGAGCCUAGCAAAGAACCGUCUGCACCAGUGAUAAGCCACAGCCAUACCGCCCAGGUUCCCACGACGCCUACUCCCGUUCGUCGACAUUCUGUGCACCCCGGCUCCCGGCCUGGUCGUGACUCCUCCCUUGACGACUCACCAUCCGUUGUUACCCCAUCUCCGGCCGUCAAGUCCGAUGAGGCUGCGCGAGGAAUGACUGUAUUAGAAAUACCAAACUCUGAGAUACUGUCUCGUGGCAUAGAAGAGGUUGUGAAUGAAUAUGCUACAAAGGUCCCAAAGGAGUCCAAAUACGAGCUAUUGAACCGGGUGCGUACCGCCUACGCACUCGCCAAAUCCUUUGAGACAAGGCAGCAGAUACUUGCUAUCAGGGUCCUUGCACUCACGAACCUCGCAUACGUAUACCCGGAAGCUGUAUUUCAGCAAAAGAUUCUCUUACAAGACUCGGACGAGCCAAAGCGGCUUCAACUUGCUUAUCAACUUGCUGAGUUCGUGCACCUCGGCGUAGCGGGUGAUAUCAGUGCUUCUAUUCCCAACCAGACUUUUGCGCUUGCUUGUCUUGACGCACUUGCGAGACAUAAGUCUAAGGCAGCGGAUGUUUGUACUGCACUUAAUGUUAAUGUGAACCACGGAAUCUUGAUGUUUAUCAUUCGAAAGACGGUUGCCGAUCUUGGCACUCCCGAUGAUGAUGAUAGUUUCGAUAAUGAUGAUUGGCGAGAAUCUCUGUUUUCCCUGCUCCGUACGCUCCCUAAUUCCGGUGCGAGGACGCCUGAGACCCUUGUUUCGGCAGGCUUGAUACCAAUGCUGGUUGAUGUGCUCAAUCUUCGAACUGAGAAGGCUCGAAGGGUCUACCCACGUGUGAUGGAGUUUCUCGAUACUUACGUUCACCCAGUCCGGGACGCUUUAGCCACCUUAGCUUCAGCCCGUGGGUUUGAUGCUCUGUCCGGCCUCAUUUCCUGGGAAUCUAAAUCCGCUUUCGAGCUCGUUAAGGAAGGGAAAGGGAUUCCGGAUGAACAUAAGAAUGCGUACACUGACUACCAAAUACCAUACUUCCACCAGCAAUCUUUGCGAUGGCUUCUCAAGUUUGUGAACCAUGUUAUGCAACACAAUACCGGUGGAUUUGAACGGUUAUUACGAAACCUAAUCGAUUCUCCUCCAUUGCUUGAAGGACUUCGUCUGGUUCUUGAGAAUGCUGUGGUAUUCGGUUCUCAUGUGUGGAGCGGCGUUGUGAACGUCAUGAGCAACUUCAUCCAUAACGAACCAACCAGUUACGCGGUUAUCGCGGAAGCUGGGUUGAGCAAAUCGUUGUUAGAGGCGGUAAUGGCGGGACCGAUUGAAACUGCUCCUAGCGGCACAGAAAACGAUAAGUUGCCGAAUUUGUUCAUUCCCUCUAAUCCUGAUACGGACCCCAAAUCCCUUGUGGCCCAGAUCCUCGCUUCACCCCAGCAUAAAGGAUCUGAUGGCAUUUUACCUUCUUCAGAGGCUAUUGUAUGUAUUCCAGUGGCGUUCGGGGCGAUUUGCUUGAAUUCAACUGGCCUGGAACUUUUUGGAUCUUCAGAUGCUCUAGAGCGCUUCUUCGACAUUUUUGAAAGCCCUGAGCAUGUGAAGUGCAUGAGACACGAUUCAAAUUUACUACGGGCUUUGGGCAAUUCGUUCGACGAGCUUAUUAGGCAUCAUCCCCGUUUAAAGAAGGCGGUAACAAGCGCGAUUGUUCGUCUGGUUGCUCGCAUCCGAAUUCUCGUGUCUUCCAAAGCUUGGCAGCAUGGAUUAGGAGCGAAGUUAUGGACUCAAGAUGACAAGCGGAACAUGUCUAUCCUCGGUGGGCCAGCGUCUGCUGUUACUGAGCCUGGCGCAUCAUUCACUGAAGACUUCGAGUUACUACAAAAGUCUCCCGUUCCUAGCCUGACUGAUGGAGGAGUUUCUAUAAACGGCCUGCCUCCACGACAAUAUUCGGAUGUUUUUGGUUCUCCAGAUGUCGCUAAAUGGAUUUUGGACAAUGCUGCCGACCCCGAUGGUCUCGAUGUCGCUGACUAUCUUUUCACUACCGUGAGAUUUCUGGCAGGAUUUUUUGAGAAUCAAAACAUGUGCUCUAAUUUCAUUGAAUUCGGUGGUGUGGAAUACGUUCUCGAUUUGGCAACCCUACCAAGUGUGCCACAUACAUUCCACACUACUGAAGCAAGUCGCUACUUGUCGCAGGUUAUCAAGGUAAUGGCUGAGACGAAGCCUCAUCUUGUCGUGCCUUCGGUGGUCAAGCGAACUCAAAAGGUGCUUGAUAGACUGGGGCCUUUCUUUGAAACGUGGCACACGCAUGGCUUCUUCACCCCUGUUACUUGCUCGACUCCGACGAGCGAACCGGAUGUCCACGAUGUGAAGCUGAAAGGCACAUAUUUCGUGAAACAUCUUGUUGCAGUUGUGACACUGACAGAUGUUCUGCGCGAAAUGUACGGACCACAUUUGUACCCUGUUCGACCCAGUCAACAAGUUUCUCCUUUUGUCCAAGUUAAUCUAGCGGAUAAGUAUGCCAAGCUCGUUCAAAGCUUGGGUAGUUUGCAGGCGGCUUGUGUGUGGGAGGAGAUAUUAUUGCAAAAAAAUGAGCCGCCCGAAUGGAAAAGUUUGCCCAGAUCAAGCGGUUUUGGCCUUGCAGACACAAAUAUUGUUCAUCCUACAAUACAAUCGGCACCUACUGGAAUUAAUACGGAUUCCUCUGCUCUUGAUGAAGCAUCAAAAGCCACUGAUAGUUCCAUAAAUUGGGCAGCACUCCGGAAUACUGACGUCCUCCGCUACUUGACUAGCACCUUGCCUUUAUCCGUCACAGGAUUUCAUCACGUUUUGGGCCAUGGUCUUACGAGUAAGCGGCGCAUGGAUACCUAUCAGCGACAGAGGGCUACCAAAGUUGCCGAGGCCUUGGCCUUAAUGGUCGUGGAUCAAUUACAGCAAGCUUGCGAUUCAAAUCCUAAAGAUCGUUUCUCCUAUCUAAUUGUUAUUUUAUCGGCAUUUUCCCAAUUAUUAUUUGAGACGAGCGAUCGCCCCCACUCACAUUGUCUCACUAUCGUUCUCAACGCCUUUAAGAAGAUAGGAGGUAUACGGACGUUGAGUGACUUGGCUGAUCUUUUCUUGGAUGAAAUCAAGACCCUGUCUCUCCAGGCUAGAGGGAAUUCUUCCCCCGAAUUGGCGUCCCGGUUGGCCGCAGCUUGUGGCUGUAUCAAACUUAUCUUGACCUUCUUCUCUGAGACGACGUCGGCGCGAUAUAUUAUCGAUUCUAGCCAGACACAAGCUAUGGCAGCUGAACAGCACAGGGAUCGCCCUGAUGCCUUCGUGCCGUCUCAAUUUUUGGUAGAGCUGAGAAUGGAAGCCUUGCCUUUGGUUCAACGAAUGUGGGAAUCCGACUUUAUCGAAGAUGCGUCCAGUUCGAUGGUGAAGGCGUUGAUUGAGAUUCUUCGGUCAGUAUUAGAAGGAGAAUAUGAAAGCGGAGCGCACCACCGUGGCGAUGUUCCCCCCUUGGCUGGCUCACCCACUCCGAGAACAUUCUUUUUCCAUAGAGACCGCCUUAGUUCUUUAACGGAGAAAGGGUAUGAUGAGAACCUUGCAAAAGAAGCAUUGUAUCGUUGCAAUAAUUCUUCAUCUUCUGCAGAGGAGUAUUGUUCAGCCCAUAAAGGGCUCAGACCUCCACCGAGACUCCCAGUGCCCUCCUCUGAUAUUGAGCCGACCUCGAGAGUCAGCAACACCCCUCCGACCGAGAGUCUAUUCGGUACUCCUGCACCAAAUCAAGCUCAGCGUUCUGAUGGGUCCGCCACGGCCACCCCAUUCAGCCAGGCUUUCGAAGGCCACAUCGAGGCUUUGCUCGACGAAAUCCAGGCUGCACCCCUUGAUGCAUUCCCUUCUGCAGCACGGGCUAGUGACAGUGCUAAUACGGAAGCCACCUCAUUGAAUCAAAGCACUGCCAAUACGACAGCAUUGCAAACUACGAGAAGAACGUCCACCCCAAAGCGGCGAGACGUAGUCACCGUUGAGGAUUUGGAUGAGGAGCGUGACAAGGUCCGCACCAAUUUGAUCGAAAGAUGUCUCGAAGUUCUCAAUCUGCAUCACGACGUCACUUUCGAACUCGCUGACCUGAUUAACUCUGCCGCUAAACUCCGGGAUGGAGCUACGUUCCGCAAAGAAAUCGGGGAAACGUUGAUACAUUCUUUAAUAUCACUGCAGAUGGAUGAGAAUUUCCAGUCAGGAGGCAAAAAGAUAGCGGCCUAUGCUAAUUUGCUUGCCUUGGUCCUUCAAGAAAAGAGCGUGUAUGAUGCUACAUUAGAGCACCUGAGAGAAAACUUUUCUCUCCUUCUUGGGUUCAUCACCAUUCCUAAACCCCAGUCAGACAAGUCCACCGGUGAAUCUUGCCCGUGGAUUGCCCAGGUCCUCUUGAUAUUAGAGAGAAUUCUGUCUGACGACGAGCAACCGGACCAAAUUACGUGGACAUCCCCAAAUUCGGAUAAUGUUUCAGACUCCCCAGCCGAGCUGCAGGAGCCAAUUAUUGAAAUUGAAGCCAAAGUACAGCUCUUCGAUGCUGUUGUGGAAAUUCUUCCUAGAAUUGGAAAAGAUGAGACUUUGGCUUUAUCUGUUUGUCGAAUCUUUGUCAUUUUAACCCGACAUCGAGAUAUUGCUGUGCGCUUAGGAGAAAAGAAAAACCUGCAGCGGUUGUUUGUCAUGAUCAAGCAACUUGCCGACUCCUCAAAUGAUAGAUUGCAGAGCAGCUUUAUGCUAAUUCUGCGUCACAUCAUUGAAGAUGAUGACACAAUUCGGCAAAUCAUGAAAAAUGAGAUCGUGGCAAGCUUUGAUGCUAGAUCUCCUCGUCAAACGGACACGACCGGUUAUAUUCGACAAUUCUAUCAAUUAGCGCUGAGAUCUCCAAAGAUUUUCGUCGAGGCUACCAAUGAAAAACUGAAGUUGCAAAGAUACGAUCCUCAACAAAGACAGCAAGUCCUCACUUUGAAGGUUGAAAGGAGUGACAAGGAGCCACUGCAACCUGGCAUUGCACCCGGUGAGGAGUCCAAGGAGCCAAACAAGGCAGAGACAUCUGAAGGACCAAGCCGAGAAACGGAACGUGGAGAGCAUGGCGAUACCAAAGGCAAGCAAAAGGUCGAACUGAAGCCUCCAGUCGUGGAGCAUCCGGAUGGCGUGAUUCACUACCUGCUUUCUGAAUUGCUCUCCUACCGAGAUGUUGAUGACAAAGAAGUCACAAGCACCUCAGAAAACACCGGAUAUCAAUCGGAGGAUGUGGAGAUGAUUACUGCAGACGUAUCUUCAGCCUGCUCAACUCCCCCGCCACGAGAACCGAUCCCUAAGAAGUCAGAGAAACCGCAGUUCAAAUCCGAAGACCAUCCCAUCUAUAUCUAUCGAUGCUUCCUGCUUCAAUGUCUGACGGAACUUCUCUCCUCGUACAACCGCACCAAAGUUGAAUUCAUUAAUUUCUCGCGCAAGGCCGAUCCUCUUGCCACUACGCCUUCCAAACCGCGCUCUGGUAUCCUCAAUUAUUUACUUUACUUCCUUAUUCCCGUCGGGACUUUAGAACACGACGAAUCCAUAUCGUUCAAGAAGAGAGUAAAUACGUCGCAUUGGGCCAUGCGGGUUAUUGUCGCCCUGUGUUCCAAGACUGGUGAAUUUGGUGGAUCAAAGCGACGUCCUACUAUGGAUGAAGAAGAGGAAACAGAUUUGAUGUUUGUGCGAAAAUUCGUUCUCGAGCAUGCUCUAAAGUGUUACAAGGAAGCCAAUUCGUCUCAAGAGCCGCUUGACGUCAAAUAUGCCCGGCUUAUGUGCCUAGCCGACCUUUUUGACAAGAUGUUGAGUGGAGCAACAAAUACGGACGGCUCUGCGCAUUAUCCUUCAUCCACUCGCUAUAUUGCGAAGAUGAUGUUCGAGAAGAACUUUAUGUCUGCAUUCACUUCUUCGGUUGCCGAUAUAGACUUAAACUUUCCAUCGUCUAAGAGAGCUGUCAAGUACAUUCUUCGCCCGCUGAAUAAGCUUACGCAGACUGCAGUGUUGCUCAGCGAAGCUGCUAGUAUUGCUGGCGUCGGUGCCCCGGGUGUAGCCGAUGAAGACGAGAUCUCUUCUGCAACUUCCGUGUCAGAUAUCGAUGAUGAUAGAGAAGAGACUCCAGAUUUAUUCCGUCAUUCAACUCUUGGAAUGUUUGAACCAGACCACGAGGAAGAGACGCCCUCUGAGGAGGAAGAAGACGAGGACGAAAUGUACGACGAUGAGUAUGACGAAGAAAUGGACUAUGAAGAAGAUAUGCCAGAAAAUGAUGGCGAAGUGGUCAGCGAAGACGAGGACCUUGACGGACGCGGUCCGAUCGAAGGCUUGCCGGGCGAUACCCCCAUGGAUAUUGAAGUCCUUAUCGAGAGCGAUGAAGAUGAGGAUGACGAGGACGACGAUGAAGAUGACGAUGAAGACGACAGCGAAGAUGAGUCGGAUUUAGAUAACGAAAUAAUGGCCGGGGAGAUUACUGGGGAUCAUGAUAAUGACAGCCUUCACGGUGAUGAUGACGAGUGGGAGAGUGAAGAAAUGACCGAUGAUGAAGCAGAUGCCGAAAUCAUGGACCAACUAGAGGAUGACCUGGAAGAUAUCGCCCAAGGAGAUCGUCAUGGCGGGCCACCUCAUUUUGAUGAACUACUCCGUGUCCUUGAGGGUGGCGGCGCAACCGUCGAGCGGAUCGAAGACGAUAUUGGGCUUAGAGCUAAUUUACAUGAUGACAUGUUGGACGACGACGACAUGAAUGAAGAUGAGGACGAGGACGAAGAGAUAGACGAAUUAGAGGAAGAUGUCGACGACUACGACGAACAUGGCUAUCAUGGAUUUGACGAUGAGGAUGCGGACAUGAACUCACCUUGGGCAUGGGUUGAUGAGCUUGCCCAUACACGGACGCAACGAACACCGUGGAACAUUUUCGCCGGUGGCUUUGGUGGCCGCCAUGGAGGUACCCACAUUCCUAGUUUCCGGGCUCACCGAACAACAAUGGCGGCUCCUCGGAACGACGAUGGGACCAACCCACUACUGCGUCGCAAUGAUCGAGCAGCAGACCAGCCACCUAGCACCGAAGCUUUCAGCGAGUGGGUACAUGCAAUCGAUCCGGCUAGCCAGGGCAGAUUUUUGUCCGUCGAUAGUCCUGUUAGUUUUAUGAACGCAAUCCUACAGGUUAUUGGACAGGGAGGCCCUGGUUUCGGUGUCGUUACUCGACCAGACGGGUUCCACCUUCACAUCGAGCGUGACGCUUCUCUUCCCUCCCGCCUUCAAGAUAUGCUUGGCUUAGGCCGGCCUAGUGUGAGCACACGCCCUCGCGACGAUCCUAGUCAGGCAGUAACAUUCAAUAUCUCUACUACAACCACUCGCUGGCAAGAGGAAGCUCGUAUCCUAUUUGGGAAUAGCUAUGUUGACAAAGCUCUGCGGGUUCUAAACUCUAUUCACAAGCUCCUCGUCCCUCCUGCUAUUGAAGAAAGUAAACGUCUGAAAAAGCAGCUCGAGGAGGAAAUGAAGAGACGAGAGGAAGAACGGAAAGAAAACGAACGUCAGGAACGUAUCGCGAAGGAGGAAGCUGAAAAGGAACGCAAACGAAAGGAGGAAGAGGAAGAAGCUUUGAGACAACAAGAGGCAGAGCGUGCAGCGGAGAGUGCUCGCCAGGCAGCUGGGGGUGAACCCAUGGACGAUGUUCAGCCAACAGAGCUAAGUCAAGAAGCGCAGCAGCCGGAAGCUGAAGCAUCUGCUGCAGGCCCAUCUGAACCUACCCCUCGUGUGCAUACCACUAUUCGAGGUCGCCAGCUUGAUAUCACCGGCAUGGAUAUCGAUCCCGAGUUCCUUGAAGCUAUCCCUGAGGAGUUCCGUGAAGAGGUUAUCAUGCAACAGCUAGCAGAACAGAGAUCUCAUGCUGCUGCAGCGGGCGAAGAACCCAGUGAAAUUAACCCUGAAUUUUUAGAAGCGUUGCCUCCGGAAAUUCGUGAAGAGCUCUUGCAGCAAGAAGCCGCUGAUCGCCGUCGUCGUGAACGAGACGCUGCCCGUAGACAAGCUGCUGCUAAUGGAACACCACAUGCUGAGGAUAUGGAUCCGGCAAGCUUCCUUGCUACGCUAAACCCGUCUCUUCGGCAAACCGUGUUGGCCGACCAGCCCGAAGAGGUCCUAGCCGCUCUCGGUCCUGAGUUCGUUAGCGAAGCUCGCGCCCUUACCGGUCGACGCUUAGCACAAUUCGAUAUUGGUAGAAUGGACUCGCAGUCCAGAGCCGAGGCGUCGCAACAGGAUGAAAGUGCCAAGAAGCCGCAGCGACGUCAAAUUGUGCAGAUGCUUGACAAAGCCGGUGUUGCCACUCUUUUACGACUUAUGUUCAUGCCAUUACAAGGAAAUGCACGGCAUCAUCUCAAUGAUAUACUCCACAACGUCUGCCAGAAUCGACAGAAUAGGACAGAGGUUUUAAGUCUAUUGCUCCUCAUUUUGCAGGAUGGCAGCGCCGAUAUCUCAGCUGUUGAACGCAGUUUUGCUCAUUUGUCUCUCAGAGCGAAAACACCGACGACACAAAAGACUCCCCAACCUAAACGCACCAUCCCAUUGCCUACACCUGGCAAUGGUGAUGUUACUCCAUUGGUUGUGAUCCAACAGUGUCUUGGUGCAUUGUCGUUCCUUACACAAUAUAAUCCUCAUAUUGCCUGGUUCUUCCUCACCGAACACGACUCGCAUACAGCCCUUAAGUUCAAGUCAUUCCGCAAGGGUAAGUUUAAGGAGAAUAAGGCAAAUAAAUUCGCAUUGAACUCCUUGUUAUCCUUACUCGACCGUAAGGCAAUCCUCGACAGUCCUAAUUGCAUGGAGCAGCUCUCUGGGUUAUUGAGCAGUAUUACGCAGCCAUUGUCUAUUCUCCUCAAGAAAGAAAAGGAGAGACAAGAAGAAGAAGCUAAAGCGAAGGAAGCCGCAGCUGCCAAGGAGAAAGAGAAAGCAGAGGCUGCAGAUGAAACGGUUGAUACUGCAAUGCCUGACCCCGGACCAGUUGCCACUGAACAGAAGCCUGAAGAACCUGGCCAGGGCUCUUCCAAUGAAGGUCAACCGGAUUCAAAACAAAAGAAACAGCGUGUCAUUGAGCCCCCAGUCGUACCAGAACAUAACUUGCAGCUCGUGGUUCAUAUACUUGCUGCUCGAGAGUGCAACGGAAAAAUAUUUAGAGAAACAUUGUCAACUAUCAACAAUCUGUCAUCUGUCCCCGGGGCCAAGGAGGUCAUUGGCAGGGAGUUAGUACAGCAAGCGCAGACACUAAGCGAAUCCAUUCUGUCGGAUCUGAAUGAGCUCUUGCCGCACAUUACCCAAGCUAAGAGCGGAACUGAUGUCCAAGGCAUGGCUUUGUCAAAGUUCUCGCCGUCAAGUUCAGAUCAGGCUAAGCUCCUCCGGGUCCUUACUGCCCUCGAUUACUUAUUUGAUCCAGCCAGAGGUGAUAAAGAUAAGGGUUCCGAUCCCGAGUGCCCCGAGAAGGAAAAUGUUUUGAAGAACCUCUAUGAAAGUGCUACCUUUGGGCCUCUCUGGAACAAAUUGAGUGAAUGUCUCACCACUAUUCGUCAAAAAGAGAGCAUGCUGAAUGUGGCCACCACGUUACUCCCGCUCAUCGAGUCGUUAAUGGUUGUCUGCAAGAACACGACUCUCAGGGAUCUCCCACUCUCCAGACACGGACGAGAAUUCUCCAUUGCAAGCCCUCCGCCGGAUGCUGGAAUGGAGGGGCUGUUCUUCACAUUCACUGAGGAACAUCGAAAGAUUCUCAACGAGCUUGUUCGCCAAAACCCUCGACUCAUGAGUGGUACGUUUUCACUCCUCGUUAAGAACCCGAAAGUACUAGAGUUUGACAACAAGCGCAAUUACUUCAACCGUCGUAUUCAUUCUCGUGGGGCUGAGGCUCGACAUCCUCAUCCGCCGCUGCAACUAUCUGUUCGCAGAGACCAGGUUUUCCUUGAUUCCUUCAAAUCGUUAUACUUCAAAACAGCAGACGAGAUGAAGUACGGUAAACUUAGCGUCCGUUUCCACGGCGAAGAGGGCGUUGACGCUGGAGGCGUGACGAGAGAGUGGUUCCAAGUCCUCGCUCGUGGAAUGUUCAAUCCCAACUACGCUCUUUUUAUCCCCGUUGCGUCUGACCGCACGACAUUCCACCCUAACCGGCUCAGUGGGGUCAACCAGGAACACUUGAUGUUCUUCAAGUUUAUCGGGCGCAUUAUUGGCAAAGCCAUCUACGAAGGUCGAGUCCUAGACUGCCAUUUUAGCCGCGCCGUAUACAAGCGUAUUCUUGGGAAAUCGGUGUCUAUCAAGGACAUGGAAACCCUUGAUUUGGAUUAUUACAAGUCUCUACUCUGGAUGUUAGAGAACGAUAUCACCGACAUUCUCACCGAGAACUUUUCGGUUGAGGUCGAAGCUUUCGGCGAAAAGCAGGUUAUUGACUUGGUUGAGAACGGACGCAACAUUCCAGUCACUCAAGAAAACAAAGAGGAAUAUGUUCAGCUUGUUGUCGAGCACCGGUUGGUUGGAUCUGUUAAAGAGCAACUAGACAAUUUCUUAAAGGGCUUCCAUGAUAUUAUCCCCGCCGACCUUAUCUCCAUUUUCAAUGAACAAGAACUGGAGUUGCUGAUUUCCGGCCUACCCGAAAUUGAUGUCGACGAUUGGAAGAACAAUACCGACUACCACAACUACUCUGCGUCGUCUCCACAGAUCCAGUGGUUCUGGCGUGCUGUUCGCUCAUUCGACAAGGAAGAGCGUGCCAAGUUGCUUCAGUUUGUUACUGGAACUAGCAAAGUUCCGCUCAACGGUUUCCGGGAGCUUGAGGGCAUGAAUGGAUUUAGCAAGUUCAACAUCCAUCGUGACUAUGGUAACAAAGAUAGACUACCCAGCUCGCAUACUUGUUUCAACCAGCUUGAUCUACCGGAGUAUGAAAGCUACGAAACUCUCAGACAACGUCUCUACACAGCAAUGACUGCCGGCAGCGAGUAUUUCGGGUUCGCAUAAACUAGAGUGAUUGUAUUCCUUUACCGGUUCGUGAUUUACGGUUUGAUUCCUGGGCUGCAUUACCUACUCUAUUCCCUUUGCAUCUGGUGGCGCUGUCAAGUUCACGAUCUAUGUACUCUCAGAAUGGCAUGGUCUUUGAUUUUCUUUUUCUUUUUUUUUAAUUUGCUGGAAGGAUUGGGAAAAUCUGUAUUUAUGCUCCUUUUUUUUCUCUUUUCCACAGUGCUUGUUACGCUGUGACUUUGAGCUCUGGCGGCGUGUUGUUUGUUGAGAAAACAGUUGAAGUGCAGGUCAGCUGGGUUAUUUAGCAAGCAACAUUGCCUUCGCAGCUUCUGCAAUGCAGUGUCCGUAAUAGUUCUAGACUCAAAAGCAGCCUCUAUUCUGUCCUUGUA
Coccidioides immitis RS is the source of this 12557-nucleotide messenger RNA. RefSeq names its product DNA binding protein URE-B1. Gene Ontology annotation, molecular function: ubiquitin-protein transferase activity. The record is from RefSeq and is a predicted model, not a curated record. The transcript has 7 exons. Bases 307 to 12168 code for a protein of 3953 amino acids. Lineage: Eukaryota; Fungi; Ascomycota; Eurotiomycetes; Onygenales; Onygenaceae. Gene Ontology annotation, biological process: proteasome-mediated ubiquitin-dependent protein catabolic process; positive regulation of protein catabolic process; protein polyubiquitination.